Pomacea canaliculata is the source of this 434-nucleotide messenger RNA. RefSeq lists its product as uncharacterized. The coding region runs from base 103 to 393 and encodes 96 amino acids. Gene Ontology annotation, molecular function: serine-type endopeptidase inhibitor activity. The record is from RefSeq and is a predicted model, not a curated record. The transcript has 3 exons. Lineage: Eukaryota; Metazoa; Mollusca; Gastropoda; Architaenioglossa; Ampullariidae.
UCGGUAUAGUCUGGCGAGCUAACAUCUUAUACACUAUAAAAGUUUGUAGGAACUCGGCCUCAAUUCAUAUCGGGGAUUGUAACGUGCUUGUGGGUAGACACAAUGACAACACUCUCCACCUUCCUUGUUUUGUGUCUUCUAGUUGGUGUCAGUCAGGCGGCGUCACUGCGGCAGCUGAUCGGUGUGUGUGCGGAGCUGUGUCCUGAAGCUGGGUGUCCUACAGGGUACGUGUGUCACUCCAACGGCUGUGGACACCAGUGCUACCCUUCCACCUCGGUCAUAGACUGCAGGCUGAGGCCGGUGUGCGCCCUGUUCUGUGCCAAUGGCUACGCCCGGGGAAGCGAUGGGUGUCCGCUGUGUGCCUGCCUGAUUGAUGGAGUUGUCGCCGAGUAAUAAAACACACUUCUUGUGAUAUAAAAAGUGCGUGCACCCAA